Orycteropus afer afer is the source of this 1725-nucleotide messenger RNA. Lineage: Eukaryota; Metazoa; Chordata; Mammalia; Tubulidentata; Orycteropodidae. The record is from RefSeq and is a predicted model, not a curated record.
AUGAGGCAGAGCAGUGGGCAUGCUGGCCGCCGGAGCGAGAAUGCUAAAUACUUUCACACAGGAGACUUUCUGGCAGGGUGUGGUACACGAGGCAAGAUCCCACAGCAAUUGGAGACUGUUCCACAAGCCGGAGCACAGGAGGAGCUUUUUAGCUCAUAUAUCUGGCAACAAAUUGCAGGUGACUUAACCAGGUGUGAAGACUCCAGGAUAAAUAAAUCAGAAUUCUACAAACAAGGUGAUUCGCCCACUCCAGUUGCAGGAGGACUGUUUGUUAUUCCCACUGGAGAGAAACGUCACCAGUGCAACGAGUGUACAGAAACUUCUAGUCAUGUCUCCAGCUUUGAUCGUCGUCAGCAUUCACACUCAGGAGAGAAUUCUUACACACGCACCAAGUGUGGAAGAAGGAUUUGUAAUAUCUCAGACCUUAGUAAUCAUCAGAGAGUUCACAUGGGAAAGAACCACUGUAAGCAUGAUGGAUGUUGUAAAGAAUUUAGUCAGAGUUCACAUCUGCAAACUCAUCUGAAUGUCCACACUGUAGAAAAACCAUACAAAUGUGAUGAAUGUGGGAAAUGCUUCAAGUAUAGAGCAUCACUUAUUGUUCAUUGCAAAGGCCACCCAGGAAUGAAACCUUAUAAUUGUGAGGAAUGUGGGAGGGCUUUUAUUUAUCUUUUGAGUUUUCAGAAACAUCAGAAAAUCCAUACUGGGGAGAGAUCAUUCAAAUGUGAUACUUGUGGUAAGAUCUUUUGUCAUAGAGCAGCACUUAAUACUCAUUGCAUGGUUCAUAUGGGAGAGAAAGCUUACAAAUGUGAGGAGUGUGGACUGGGCUUCAGUCGUAGGGCACAAUUUCUGUCCCAUCAGAGAGUCUACAGUGGAAAGAAACCAUUCAAAUGUGAAUACUGUGUAAAAGCCUUUAAUAGUAGAUCAAAACUUCAAAUUCAUUGUAGAACUCACACAGGAGAGAAACCCUAUAAUUGUGAACAGUGUGGGAAAGGCUUCAGGCAGGCUGUACAUCUUUUGACCCAUCAGAGGGUCCACAAUGGAGAAAAACCAUUCAAAUGUGAAGAGUGUGGGAAGAAUUUCUCUACUAGACCAGUUCUUCAAGUUCAUUAUAGAAUCCACACAGGGGAAAAACCCUAUAAAUGUAAGAGGUGUGGAAUGGGCUUCAGGCAGCCGUCAGGGGUUUUGACCCAUCAGAGAGUCCACAAUGGAGAAAAACCAUUCAAAUGUGAAGAGUGUGGGAAGUACUUCAGUAGUAAAUCAAACCUUCAAACUCAUCAUAGAAUACACACAGGAGAAAAACCGUAUAAUUGUAAAGAAUGUGGAAAGUACUUCAGGGUCUCUUCCCAACUUCUGAAACAUCGGAGGGUCCACACAGGAGAAAAACCCUAUAAUUGCGAGCAGUGUGGGAAGGGCUUCAGGCAACUUUCAAAUCUUUUGAACCAUCAGAGAGUCCACAGUGGAGAAAAACCCUUCAAAUGUGAACAGUGUGGGAAGAGCUUCUGUCAGAUUUCACACCUUAAAUCUCAUCAAAGAGUUCACAGUAAAGAAAAGCCAUACAAAUGUAAACAAUGUGGGAAAAACUUCAAGUGGAAUGAGAGUCGUGCUCAGCUCUCUUGCUCCAUGGGCCAGCACACCUACUAUGAUGACCUCACUCUGGGCCUGGGAGCACACCAGCUGUCUUGUACCUGUCCCUUUGGUAUCCUGCCAUUGUUUCUGUACUGCUGA